Cooperia oncophora is the source of this 309-nucleotide messenger RNA. The record is from the annotation of a GenBank genome assembly. Lineage: Eukaryota; Metazoa; Nematoda; Chromadorea; Rhabditida; Trichostrongylidae.
AUGAAAAAUGUAGACCUUGACUCGCCAGGGACAGGACUUUUCGAAACUCAUGUCACAUGGGAGGAUGUAGAAGAGGACAUGAAGAACCAACUGGGUACCACAGCCUCGUUUGGACCAAACAAGACCGUUAUAGACAUGGGAGACGGCAAGGGUUUCAUGUCGAAACUUCUACUCAUCAGACCCGACUGGCAGGACAACGACGGAGAGCUGCCUGAGAAGUUCAUCCUGAAGGCUUGUCAAGCACUUGUGAUUCCUAUUUCCAUUGAUCAGCAAAGCUCAUUUCUCAAUAAAAGAUAUUCUGAUAACUGA